AAAGCCCACCUUCCCACUGCCUCAACAUAGAAGUCACGAGACUCACACAGAGUUUGAAAAUUCGAUCCAAAAUCAAAACCCUAGUUUGGCAGAUAUGUCGGGUAGAGGGAAGGGAGGCAAGGGUUUGGGCAAAGGAGGAGCCAAGAGGCACAGGAAGGUGCUGAGGGAUAACAUUCAGGGCAUCACAAAGCCUGCAAUCCGUCGUCUUGCUCGUAGGGGCGGCGUGAAGCGUAUCAGUGGCCUCAUCUAUGAGGAGACACGUGGCGUCCUCAAGAUCUUCCUCGAGAAUGUGAUCCGAGACGCUGUGACCUACACAGAGCACGCCCGGAGGAAGACGGUGACCGCCAUGGAUGUCGUCUAUGCUCUCAAGAGGCAGGGCAGGACUCUGUACGGGUUUGGUGGUUAGGAUUUUUAGGGUUUCGAAUUGGGAAUUGUAAAGGGGUUAAUUGGUGUUGUGGUUGUUGGGUAGUUAGGAAGCGGUUGCUUGAAGUUGAUGUACUUCUAGGUUGAUUAUGAAAUGAAAAUCUACUUGUUUUCUCAA
Prunus mume (Japanese apricot) is the source of this 541-nucleotide messenger RNA. RefSeq names its product histone H4. Lineage: Eukaryota; Viridiplantae; Streptophyta; Magnoliopsida; Rosales; Rosaceae. The record is from RefSeq and is a predicted model, not a curated record. Gene Ontology annotation, molecular function: protein heterodimerization activity; DNA binding; structural constituent of chromatin. Gene Ontology annotation, cellular component: nucleosome.